GGUUGGGAUGAGUACGGAGUAGUGGCCAUUGGUUGGGAUGAGUACGGAGUAGUGGCCAUUGGUUGGGAUGAGUACGGAGUAGUGGCCAUUGGUUGGGAUGAGUACGGAGUAGUGGCCAUUGGUUGGGAUGAGUACGGAGUAGUGGCCAUUGGUUGGGAUGAGUACGGAGUAGUGGCCAUUGGUUGGGAUGAGUACGGAGUAGUGGCCAUUGGUUGGGAUGAGUACGGAGUAGUGGCCAUUGGUUGGGAUGAGUACGGAGUAGUGGCCAUUGGUUGGGAUGAGUACGGAGGAGUGGCCAUUGGUUGGGAUGAGUACGGAGGAGUGGCCAUUGGUUGGGAUGAGUACGGAGGAGUGGCCAUUGGUUUUUGCAGUUAGUAGAUCAUUAGUGAGGUUUAGUAGGGUAGUUUUCAGUGGAGGAGAUGGGUCUUAAGUUGUUCAGGUUGGUGGGG
Staurois parvus is the source of this 449-nucleotide messenger RNA. The record is from the annotation of a GenBank genome assembly. NCBI's taxonomy places the organism in Eukaryota, Metazoa, Chordata, Amphibia, Anura, Ranidae.